Molecule: messenger RNA, 1377 nt
Organism: Aspergillus clavatus NRRL 1
Lineage: Eukaryota; Fungi; Ascomycota; Eurotiomycetes; Eurotiales; Aspergillaceae
Exons: 2
Coding region: 1-1377 (458 amino acids)
Source: RefSeq, a predicted model, not a curated record
AUGGACAUCUGGACCGGCGCGAUUGAACUGAACAGGGAUACCCAACUUCGAGGGCUGCGUCUCAUUGAUCGGACGGCGCAAUGGCAUUCAGACAUACUCAAAGACUCGACACUUACGCUUCGCUGCUUUGUGAACCCUGCGCUUGUGCCUAUCUAUGCCAGAACUGGGCCGAACCUGGAACUGCACACAGCGGACAUUGAAACAGCACAGUGGCUCAAAAGCAAAUUGCUCGGUAACAUCUGGCUCGAAGAGGAGGAACUGGAGAACUUUCAGACAUUCCAAUGCCCGGUUGGAAUUUUACUCAGUGCCAACAGUUCAUGUGGGACAAAGUCCGGGUCACUGACGACCGACUUGUUGGUUUACGGUGUCUUGUCAAGCGCAGCCUCUUUCGAGCGACCACCUACUCCACCUGGUUCCUCUUCCCCUGAUCCCUACGGGCAUGAUCACCAUGCCAAUAAACAGGAGCUUAGAAUCUACGCCACGCCUCUUUCCACAUCGCUCAUCAACAAAGCUCAAGCUUUGUGUUCUCCGCCGGAGACAGACACGCUCGCAAAUGAUGCACGGUUUGCUGAGCUUCUCCCGGACAUUCGGUCCCCAAGUCCUAAGCGCAAACGAGUCGCUACGCUGUUCGAGACAGCUGCUCAACAUCAUAAGAAAGUACGCCAGAAAGGAGGCGAGGCAGUAUCACAGUUGAUGGCCAACUCGCUCUCUCACUCAUCCCAGCAUCUGCAGACCCUUAGAAUUAAGCGGGAGUCCGAAGAACCGGGGCUCCCAUUAUUGGAGCGAAUUGCCUCCCAACGCUCGCGCUCGCUAUCUGUAGGGGCCGGUCUACAUUCGUUUAAGCCGUCCGAACGGCGAACCGAGCAGCUUCGGCCGAGCAGCCAACGAGGUUAUGUGCGCGAAUCUGCUUCGAGGAAAGGCACUCCAAAUCCUUUUUCGGAGCCUCCAUCACGAUGGGAACCAACGCCAGCGUUACCCGCCUCGGAUGACAAGCCGGAGACAUCUUUUACAUCCAAGGAUUCUGAAACCAUUAUUUCUGAAAACAAAAACACAAUAGCCCGCACAAUAUUGACGUGCAUGCGAUUAUAUGGCUUCAAUCGUUCCUCCAAACCUGCGAGUACAUCUAAGAUCGUCGAUAGCGCAUCUCAAUAUGUGAAUCUUGCCACAGACAUGGGCCCGACUUCGAGCACUGAUGAGGAUGAAUUCAAGGCUAUGUACCAUGCAACCUAUCGAGCAUCGACAUUUGCAUUACGCAAAUAUCUCAAAGAGCCACCCGAAAGCGCCGAGUGCUUGGCUGGUCCCACGCCAUCUUUGGAUAAGGAAAAGGCAAUGACAUAUAUUGACGAGUUUUUGAGGUUAUUUUGCGAGGAACGCUGA